Messenger RNA from Bombus terrestris (buff-tailed bumblebee), 2551 nucleotides. RefSeq names its product trithorax group protein osa. The transcript is spliced from 7 exons. The record is from RefSeq and is a predicted model, not a curated record. The coding region runs from base 162 to 2387 and encodes 741 amino acids. Lineage: Eukaryota; Metazoa; Arthropoda; Insecta; Hymenoptera; Apidae.
UUCUCUCCUUGUCUCUCGCGCGUAACAUCGUUGUUUAUCUUUGUUCGACUCACGCCAACGUCAGGUCAGUAACGAUACUGCAUUUCACCGAAUGUUCAGUGUUAUACUGACUACGCGUUGGAGUAGACGUUUGUGCAUAUAGUGAGUGAGAUUUUGUGAAAAUGUUGUCCAGUUCUAUACUGGGUAUCCUUCUGGGGACACUCUUACUUAUUACUUCGGUUCCCGAUGCAGCCUCAUACACUAAGUAUGGAAGGACAUGCAAGGACAUCGGUUGCAGAAGGGAUGAGGUCUGCGUGAUGGCCGAGGAUCCUUGUUCAAUUUACCAACGAGAUAACUGCGGUCGUUAUCCGACUUGUGCAAAAGCUCAUCCAGGCGGUGCUAGUUGCGCAAGCACUAUAUGCGGGGAAAAUGAAUACUGUAAAACCGAAAAUGACGCACCGACGUGCGUGAAAAAAUCAACGGCAGUUGGAUACGAUUCGGCGGGCGUUUCUUACGUAAACGGACAGCGAACCAACAACAACGAGAAUCACGAUAAGACCAGCAACAGCGCUAGCAAUUCGAACCCAUACGCGAAUGCUAAUGCACCCCCGGCCCCUGCUGAUCCAGCAGGAGGAUACCAUCAAGUGAAUUCUGGCAGCAAUUUGGGUUAUCCAGCAUAUCCCAGUAACAGCGCUUCUAACAGCGGUUCUAACAGCGGAUAUCCGCCUUAUCCCUCAUCGAACCAAGGAAAUCGGCAACAAGAUUUAGGAUAUCCGCCAUAUCCAACGCACAACAGAAUGCCAGUGCCUGGACAAUCCUAUCCCGCUAGACAACCUGGUCAAUCCAAUUAUCCUACUUAUCCAGGACAACCUGGUUAUCCAGCGCCGCCAGGAUAUCCUCAACAAUAUCCCGGAUACCAGAAUUAUCCUUAUGCGAAUUAUCCUAAUGCGAAUUAUCCUAAUCAGAAUCGUAUGUAUCACAAUAAUGUGCAUUCUGGUUAUCGAAGAAAUAACGCCAUCAUGCAAUCUCCGUCCUUAAUGAUUAUCUAUUCAGCAAGUCUUAUCAUGGUAUUGGUAAAUAGAUUAUCAUUGUAUCCAACACCAAGACCAGGAAAGAUUAGACCAACUCCACCUACUCCACCACCGAGAUCUUCUCCCAGUGGAUAUGGUGGAAGAGUCAGCGGUAACUCGGGAUCCAGAAACACUAUUGGAAGUGGUUCUAUUUUUAACCGUUUGUUCGGGAAUGAUCGUUAUGGCGUAACUACUCCUAGGAGCCGUACUCAGCAAAGUGGUAACGGCUAUUACGAUACUCAUACCUCUGUGGAUGAUCAGGGAAACCGAAUUUGGAGAUUUUUUGGUGAGAUAGAUAACGAAUUGUUCGCAGAGUUCGAUAGUGACAACAAGAUAGUCAGAAGACGAGAAAGCGCCAGCGACGUGGACUCUUCUGCGUCUGACGUUCAGUCGACAAAGGGAUUGCAAUCGGGAUAUCCAUCUGGAAGCGGAUAUCCUAGCUCUGAUUCUUCCAAAAAUCCCGAUUCAUUCUCCGCAAGUCAACCAAAAUCCGAAAGCCCAACCAGAUCGUCCGGUUAUCCAAGUAACUCUGGUUAUCCUUCGAACUCCAAUUAUCCAUCCAGUGGUUCGUCAGGUUAUCCCUAUAGCUCUGUAGGUUAUCCUUCAAGAAGUUCGGGAUACCCGUCUGAAUCAGGAAGCUCAUCCGGUUAUCCAUCGAGAAGCAGUUCUGGUUAUCCCUCUGAAUCUGGAUAUCCUUCAAGAAGCUCGUCUGGUUAUCCAUCAGGAUCCGGAUAUCCUUCGAGAAGCUCUUCCGGUUACCCUUCGGAGUCUGGUUACCCUUCGAGAAGUUCUUCGGGAUACCCAUCAGGAUCUGGUUAUCCAUCGCGUAGUUCGGGCUAUCCAUCAGGAUCUAGCGGUUAUCCUUCCAGUUCCGGAGGAUAUCCAGCGAGCUCCGGUUACCCUAGCAGCUCCAGGACGAAUGAAGAAAGUGUUAAAAGGGUAGAUGCCAAUUCGGUGAAUGCUGCAUAUCCUGGAUAUCCUAGUCAGGCUAGUCGAAGCAAUUCUGGAUAUCCUUCACAGUCAGGAUAUCCUUCACAAUCUGGAUACCCAUCACAGUCUGGAUAUCCUAGCCAGUCUAACCCAUAUGGUAAUUACUAUCCUGGAUAUAAUCAAGGUUACCCACAGGCAUAUCCACCUCAAGGAAACUAUCCUCAAGGGUACCCACAAGGAUAUCAGCAAGGUUAUCCACAAGGAUAUCCGCAAGGAUAUCAGCCUCCUCCUUCUCCUGCCAGUAAAAAGCCUAACUUUGGAGACCAGUUAACUAAUAUAGCUAAAGAUCUUGCUGGGAGAGUUUUAACUCAAGCGAUUAUAGAUAAAGUUAGUGGAAGAUCGCAUUAGAGUUUUAGAAGAUCUUAUAUAUUUUUAAGAUAUUAUUAUAUAUAUGAUUAAUUAUGCUUUCUUCGAGAUAAUCACUGCUUAUAGCGAUAUUACUCUAUGUUAAAUAGAAUUACUAACGAAUUGUAGAAAUAAAUUCUUCAGUAAGAUUUAUCAUUUACUGAUUA